CCUAUUCCAGACCGACAGGUGGCGCUGUUUCUGUUCCACCUCGUUUAGAGAAAUCCCGUUCGCUUCUUCCAUCGUCACUGAUGUUAUGGCGGACUACAACAAGCACAGCGGCAAGCGGCUCUCCGAUGAUGGAGCAGGACCGGAGGAGAAGGAAGGCAGUGUGAAAACUAAGACUGUCUCUUCCAGCACUGGAGGAGGGGGGAAACGCUCGGCCCAGGAGGUCAGCCCUGGCCCGGGGAAGGUGUCCACCUCGAGCCACCCGGUACCCCCAGCCCCCAAAGUCUCUAAGAUAGGAUUUGGUCUGAUCAGCCAGCCUAUAAAGAAGCCUGCGCCCAUCUCCAUCAAGCUGGGUGCUAGUAAACCCAAAGAGCCUGUACCUGUACCUGCCAAGAAACCAGCUCUGGCCUCGGUUUUCAAUGUUGACUCUGAUGAUAGUGAGGAGGAGAUGCCUGCAGAAGCCAAGAUGAGGAUGAAGAACAUUGGCAGGGAGACGCCCACGUCAGCAGGCCCCAACUCCUUCAACAAGGGGAAGCAGGGAUUCUCCGACCACCAGAAGCUCUGGGAGAGGAAGCUCAAGUCUCAGACGGACACUGACCAAUAGGGCUCCGCCUCAUUGGUUAUUAGUCACAGUAAGACCAGUAGGGCUCGGCCUUACUGGGUUGCUAAUGACAACAGUCAAACUGCACACCGUGUUUGCUUUUGUGUGGAAUGAUGUCACCUUGAUUGAGUGCUUUUUCUCUUCGUUUGUCUGUUGACGAUGGUGUAAAAACAAUGUACAUACUGCUAUGUAAUGAUGGGGAGACAUUCGUGCUAUCAAGCAUAUUUUUUUGUUUUGUUUUAAAUGUGUGUGUGUGUGUGUGUGUGUGUGUGUGUGUGUGUUAUAUAGCAGACUGGAGUGGGUGUAGUUCAGAGCAAUGAGGAUACGUUUUGGGAAAGGGAGCUUCAAGACAACUUAAUAAUAGUUUGACUCAUCUAGGAUAUAUCACUACUUUAUAACAGUCCUAACAGGGUUUUCAACCCUGGCCUUUCCCUCAUUUAUAUACUGUCUGUCAUGCCUUUACAGAGUGAUCCUAGACAGGAACCAUUUCUCCCGUGCCUGAGGUUAACGUGUAGAAAUAUUCAUAUUAGGACAAUAAACUUACAUUCAAUUCCAAAAUGAAA
Molecule: messenger RNA, 1161 nt
Organism: Oncorhynchus tshawytscha (Chinook salmon)
Lineage: Eukaryota; Metazoa; Chordata; Actinopteri; Salmoniformes; Salmonidae
Product: PEST proteolytic signal-containing nuclear protein
Exons: 5
Coding region: 86-601 (171 amino acids)
Biological process (GO): protein ubiquitination; proteasome-mediated ubiquitin-dependent protein catabolic process
Cellular component (GO): nucleus
Source: RefSeq, a predicted model, not a curated record